This is a messenger RNA of Eurypyga helias (sunbittern), 1633 nucleotides long. Its product is annotated as cyclin-dependent kinase 12-like. Gene Ontology annotation, biological process: intracellular signal transduction. Lineage: Eukaryota; Metazoa; Chordata; Aves; Eurypygiformes; Eurypygidae. The record is from RefSeq and is a predicted model, not a curated record. Gene Ontology annotation, cellular component: cytoplasm; nucleus. Gene Ontology annotation, molecular function: protein serine/threonine kinase activity.
CUGUAUCCUUGGGGAACUGUUUACAAAGAAGCCUAUUUUUCAAGCCAAUCUGGAACUGGCUCAGCUUGAAUUAAUCAGCCGGCUCUGCGGGAGCCCCUGCCCGGCGGUGUGGCCAGAUGUCAUCAAGUUGCCCUACUUCAACACUAUGAAACCGAAGAAGCAAUACCGAAGGCGCCUGCGCGAGGAGUUCUCCUUCAUUCCAACGUCCGCUCUCGACCUGCUGGACCACAUGCUGACACUAGACCCCGGCAAGCGCUGCACAGCCGAGCAGGCCCUGCAGAGCGACUUCCUUAAGGACGUCGACCUCAGCAAAAUGGCACCUCCGGACCUUCCCCAUUGGCAGGACUGCCACGAGCUGUGGAGCAAGAAACGCCGACGGCAGCGGCAGAGCGGGAUCGCAGUGGAGGAGCCACCGUUAUCAAAAGUUUCUCGGAAAGAAACUACCUCUGUUACAAGCACAGACACUGUCAAAAACAGCAGCAGCCCUGUGCACCCACAGCCUGCCCAGCUCAAAGCGGAGGCUGGGGCCGGAGAUGCAGUAGGCCUCGGAGAAAUCACCCAGCAGCUGAAUCAGAGCGAGCUGGCUGUUCUACUCAACUUGCUGCAGAGCCAGACUGAUCUGAGCGUCCCACAGAUGGCCCAGCUGCUGAACGUACACUCGAACCCUGAGAUGCAGCAGCAGCUGGAGGCUCUCAACCAGUCCAUCAACGCGCUGACGGAAGCCACGACUCAGCAGCACGAGUCUCGGGCGGCAGCGGCAGAGGAAGGCAUACGCCCGUGGAGGCAGCUACCGGAGGAGCCGGCGACUCCAGAAACAGCCAGCGCUCAGGGAGAUAUGCAGAACGUGCUGGCCGUUCUGCUGAGUCAGCUGAUGAAGAGCCAGGAACCCGUGCUAACCCUGGAGGAGAGCAAUGGGGAGAAGAACAGUGAGCAACGGGGGCCGAGGAAAACCCCGACCGUGCAUCCCGAGGACGGCACAGAGAAGAGACCCCCCGAGCCCCCCGGACCGCCGCCUCUGCCACCUCUCUCCGAAGGCGAUCUCUCCCAAGAGUUGAACCCGGCCAUGACGGCCGCGCUGCUCCAGCUUUUUUCCCAGCCGGAAACGGAGUCGCUUGGCCACCCGACGCAGGAACACCAAGCCACGAGAGCGGCGGACUACGGCAGGUCCCACUCCUCCAGGACUUACAGCGCCGAGGGCUCAGAGGGGGGAUUUGGUGCCGAGGAGCUGAAUUCGGCCCAGACGCUACUCGAACCCUCUGCCCAGCCUCUGGGGAAAAGCAGGACCUUCUUGGGCUCCGUGAGCCACCUCGGGGAGACGAGCAGUUACCAGGGCACAGGAUCUGUCCAAUUUCCAGGGGACCAGGACCUCCGCUUCGCCCGAGUCCCCGUCGCCAUACCCUCGCUCGGGCAACCUUUCGCGAAAACCGAGGGGAGCAACAACGCCUUGGUACAUCCGGAGGCCAAAAACCAGAACUACGGCGAGUUGGGAGCGGGAAGCGCCGGUUCCAGCGGGACGGGAACGGCUCACAGUUGGGGUGCCCCAACCCAGGCCGCUGCUUCUUACGGGAAGGCGUACCGUGGGCCUGGCCGAGUGCCUCCGCGGGGGGGUCGGGGGAGAGGGGUUCCGUACUGA